Molecule: messenger RNA, 3194 nt
Organism: Strongylocentrotus purpuratus (purple sea urchin)
Lineage: Eukaryota; Metazoa; Echinodermata; Echinoidea; Camarodonta; Strongylocentrotidae
Product: rho-related GTP-binding protein RhoA-A-like
Exons: 4
Coding region: 411-992 (193 amino acids)
Biological process (GO): cell migration; small GTPase-mediated signal transduction
Molecular function (GO): GTP binding; GTPase activity
Source: RefSeq, a predicted model, not a curated record
AUUUUACAUGCAAAAUGAUCUUAUAUCAAAGACAAACAGAAUACAUCGCAAUAGAUGUGAAUGUGAUUAAAAACAUCUUUAUUCUGUAAUGUUCAAACUGUCUAAAACUUGGAAGAUUUCGUAAUUUCUCUUUCAACCAAUGAAAGAGCUAUCCGGGUGCUAUUUUUAGAAUGCACGGGUACAACGUAUAAAUACCACCGACCUCGAGUGAGAUGUUCACAGUAGACGCGUACAGAGAAUAAGCGCUGCAUAGGUAAACCAGCUCAUGGAUUCGAUUGUCAAACGGAUAAAUUUGGAUUUAACACAAGAAUUUGAGCACAAUAAAUAAGCUAUUAUAUUUUUGAUGCCCCCGUAGCUUGCAGUUGCAACUUUUUGGGCGAGAUUUUACCGAUUCACCGAAACAAAAUAAUAUGGCUGCGAUUAGGAAAAAGUUGGUCAUCGUUGGAGAUGGUGCUUGUGGAAAGACGUGUCUGCUCACAGUAUUUAGCAGAGACCAGUUCCCUGAAGUCUACGUCCCAACAGUAUUUGAGAGCUAUGUAGCUCAUAUAGAAGUAGAUAGCAAACAGGUUGAAUUAGCAUUAUGGGAUACAGCAGGUCAGGAAGCCUACGACAGACUGAGACCGCUCUCAUAUCCAGACACAGACGUUAUACUCAUGUGCUUUGCUAUCGACAAUCCAGACAGUUUAGAAAACAUCCCUGAGAAAUGGACACCAGAGGUCAAGCAUUUCUGUCCCAACGUGCCCAUCAUCCUGGUGGGUAACAAGAAGGACCUUCGUAACGACGACAACACCAAGAUGGAGCUGCAGCGGACCAAGCAGACCCCCGUCACGUACGACGAAGGUCACCAGAUGGCGGUCAAGAUCAAUGCUGCCAAGUACAUGGAGUGUUCGGCCAAGACCAACGAUGGGGUGAGGGAGGUCUUUGAAACGGCCGCAAGGGCAGCACUGCAGAGCAAGAAGCGCAAGAAGAAGCUUUCAUGCAAUAUCUUCUAAGACAUCGUGUAAGAUCUUCUAAGACAUCGGACAAUGAUCAAACUGUGUCAGUCAAACUAAGCUUUUAUUAUUAAAAGGCACAUGUUUCAGUAAACUUUGGAGCUAUUGAAGUGAGCGUGUACAUGCAGGAAUUUUUCAAGAAGACAAUAGGAGGGAUGUGUACAUUGCAGGAAGAGCAUAUGGACCAGAUGCAUUUACCACAACAUAACUCUACAUUGAAGAUGCGACCCGCGGUGACCUCAGAUACCAAGGUCGCACUGGAGUUUGUGAACUCUACUACACCUCGUGGCUAGUGUCUUGAGAUUUUUACAUAGAUCUUCAGGCGGAUGUAACCAUUUUCUUUGUAGAGAUAAUUUGGCCAGCUGAGCUCUCUCUCAUGUAUUACUACGUCUAAUUAUCCAGAAAUUUAAAAAAAAAUAGAAUAGACUGUAGGCCUAGUAAAUGGAACAGCUUUUCUUUCUGGGAUGAGUGUUUCACAUUGAGUUUAGUACCUGGAAAUAAGUUAAUUUUCUUGUGUAUCAUUUUAAGCAGUCAAGCUUGAUGCGCAUCCAUGAUGUGAUAAAUAAAGCAAAGCACUAAAUAUGCAAUAUAGAUUCGUAAUUAUUUCAAUUGUGAAACACAAAAUAUUGUCUAUUGAGAGCCAGAAGAGUAUUAUUGCCUCUUUUAAACAUAUUCGUAUGAGAGGGAAUCAACACCUUUUCGGCUCUGAACCAAAAUUAUGCUCUGUUGCUUAAUACUCUUUUCUCAGUCUUGAUGUAAAAUGAUUAUCCUCUGUUGAGAGCCAGAAGGAAGUAAACUCUGUACCGGUAUCAAAAGGAUACGAGUUAGGACCCUUCUAGCUCGUUUGAGCAGGCGAUAUAUGUUCCUGUAUGCAAAGACACCGAUUGCAACAGCUCUAGUAUUUUUCUUAAGAAAUGGUAAUUCAUAAGAAAGUUACACAAAAGUCAUGUAGAGUGUAUGUAUACAGUAUAUAUGUAGGGAAGGCUCCUUUUGUUUUCCUCCCAGUUUCCAAAGUUAAUUAGGAUUCUUAGUAUUAAUGGUGAUUCACUACGUAAUACUUAUGGAAUUGAUUGUGGACGCUUUCAUGUUUGAAACUAAGCAAUACAAACUCAACAACAAGAGCAUUAUGGAAAUGAUCAGAGAAAUAAGCUAAAAAAUGCUACUGUGAAUGGCAUAUUCUUGUAAAUUAUCAAAAGAGUGUGUGUGUGGGUGUGUGAGAGAGAGAAAGAGAGAGAGAGAGAGAUUGACAUCCUUUUCAAGUGUGCCUACAUGUAUAUUGUAAUGAAGCGACCUUCAGAAAAUUGCCUUAUUAAAAUGUUUUUUUCUUAAAACAUGAUAUUCUUUUUUUCACAAUGUGCCUUUUCAAACUGAAAUGCCAUCAUGAGAUUUUAUUGUGUGUAACUUUUGCAAUUGAUAAUUUGUUAAGAAAUUAUUCAGGGUUUUGGGAGGUGAAAUUUUUGUACAUUUUCUUUCAGCUGUGAUGGGUGUAUGUUCUUUACAUUGCCAAGAGGUGAAAAAGGGGGAUUUCUUUGCCAACGCUUUCACUUGUGUUUUUGCUUGUUUUCUAUUUUCUUGUUGUGAAGUAUACAAAUACACAGUACAUGGUAACUAUGGAAACACGAUCUGAGUGUAAUCUAUACAAUAUACAGUGUACAUUAUGUGGUGGAAGAUGACUGCAUCUUGGUGCCUUUUUGGUUUUCUUCCAUUUGUCUCAAACUGUUCAAGGCUCGUAUGAAAAAAACUACAGCUGCUUCAAAGAUUGUCAUAGCGGAAUGUACAUACAUGUAUGGCAUUGAACAUUAUGAUGCAUUUUGCAAUUAAUAAAUGUUUAGUAAAUCAGAGAUCUUGAAUGGCAAACUUACUCGCGGUCUAGCAGAUUCAAUUUCUUGACAAAUUGCGAUAAAUGUACAUACUGUACAUGUACAUACAUGUACAAGUAUUCUCCAAUAUUUUGUGUGCAGGAUGAAAAAAGUCACCAAAGAGGCAGAAAAGUUGCAUCUGGGCCCUGUUUCACAAAACUUGUUAUCAAUAACAAAUUUGCCUUAAGCCGAUCAUAUGGUUUUAGUAGCUUAUAACAGUUAUUGAUAUCAAGUUUUGUGAAACAGGGCCCUGAUCUUUGAGCUCAUACCCUAGUGGUUCUGUAGAUGUCUUUCAUUACAUUUUGUACAAACAAAAAUUCAGUAUUUCUAUUUCAUGAUGCAG